This is a messenger RNA of Talaromyces atroroseus, 2088 nucleotides long. RefSeq lists its product as hypothetical. NCBI's taxonomy places the organism in Eukaryota, Fungi, Ascomycota, Eurotiomycetes, Eurotiales, Trichocomaceae. The coding region runs from base 1 to 2088 and encodes 695 amino acids. The transcript has 5 exons. The record is from RefSeq and is a predicted model, not a curated record.
AUGAAGGCCACUAGUUUGAUAACUAUGCUGGCAUCACUGGCCUCCGUUAUGGCAGAGUCGACGUUCACCCCAAUCAAACCACCUUCUCAGCCAUUAGCAGUUCGGUCACCCUAUCUCAGUACCUGGCAGGCUGCUGGCAGCGGUGGUGGUAAUGACGGAUACCUCACUGGCCAGUGGACUACCUUUUGGAAUGACAGAAUUCUUGGCUGGCAAGGGUUGAUUAGGGUUGAUGGCACUGCGUACAACUGGAUGGGUGCCAUGGGUGACAGCCCUACGGCUGCUACUCAGACAUCCUAUGAAUACACUGCCACGCGUAGUAUCUACACUAUGACUGUCGACGAAGCUGUCGAGUUGACUAUCACCUUCCUUUCCCCUAUUACUCCCGAUGAUUGGAAACGUCAAUCUCUUGUCUUUUCGUACCUGAAUGUAUCCAUCGUUUCAAUCGAUGGUAAACCUCAUGAUGUGCAGUUAUAUGCCGACAUUAGUGCCGAAUGGAUCUCUGGUGAUGAUUCAAGCAUUGCCGAGUGGGAGUACGGGAAAACUGUCGAUGAUGUUGUUUACCAUCAAAUUUACCGUCAGACACAAGAGGCUUGGUCUGAGAUUUCUGACCAAACUGAAUUUGGAUACUGGUAUUGGGCAUCUACGUCUCAAAACGGCCACUCAUACCAGAACGGCGAAGAUGUCGUCGUCCGUGGCCAGUUUAUUGAUAACGGAGUUCUUGCCAACACUCAAGACACCCACUACCGCGCAAUCAAUGAUGACUGGCCUGUCUUUGCUCAUGCAUUUGACUUAGGAGCCGUUACAGAUACCCCGGUCUCUCGUUUGUGGUCCAUCGGUCUGUGUCAAGAUGAACCCAUUCAAUUCACUGAAGUGUCCGGUGUUAUCCCGCAGACUUCAUAUUAUCUCAACUACUUCGACAACCAACUUGAAGCUCUAAGCUUUUUCCAAAACGACUACGCUACAGCCCUAGAGCUAUCCACCGCAUUGGAUGACCAGCUUCAAGCAGACUCCGUCAAUGCCAACGGCCAGAGUUACGCAACCCUAACCACCUUGGGUCUAAGGCAAGCUUUUGGAGCUCUUCAGUUCACUGGCACAAUUGAUUCACCACUUAUCUGGUUGAAGGAGAUCUCUUCCGAUGGCAACAUGAACACUGUUGAUGUCAUUUUCCCCGCACAUCCGGCUUAUAUCUAUACCAACGCGACCAUCCUGAAGUAUUUGUUAGAGCCAUUGUUCAUAAACCAGCAAUCAGGUUUAUAUCCGAACUCUUACGCCAUGCACGACGUUGGUUCCCACUAUCCCAACGCUACGGGAUACCCUGAUGGCAACGACGAGGCUAUGCCACUCGAAGAAUCUGGCAACAUGCUUGCCAUGGCCUUGAUCUAUUAUGCGGUAUCAAAGAACGUGACUUUCCUCGAAUCAUACUAUGACCUGUUGGCUCAAUGGACCGAAUAUCUGAUCGAGGAUUCUUUGGUUCCGGCUAAUCAGGCAUCGACUGAUGAUUUCGAGGGUGCCCUCGCGAACCAGACCAAUCUCGCCAUCAAGGGAAUAGUUGGCAUUAAGGCCCAAUCAAUCAUUGCAAACUUGACCGGACGCUCUGCCGAUGCUCAAAACUACAGUGACAUUGCUGAGAGCUAUGUUCCGCAAUGGAUCAAUUUCGCCAAUGACACUACUGCCAAUCCACCGCACUUCGAGUUAAAUUACAACAAUGUGAGCACCUGGUCUAUCCUGUACAAUACAUUCCCAGACAAGGCAAUGAGCCUAGGGAUCGUCCCUCAGAGUGUCUAUGACGAGCAGAGCAAAUUCUAUGCUACAGUACUCCAUGACUUUGGACUGGCACUUGACACUCGCCACAAUUGGUCCAAGAGCGACUGGGAGAUUUGGGGAGCUGCCACCAGCAACAGCGACACCCGUCAAGCCAUUAUUGACGCCGUUGCAGCCUAUGCUGCCGAUACCUCUGAGUGGCUGCCCUUUGGUGACCUUUACGAGACCUUAACGGGAGACUAUGUUCCCGGUGACCACUUCGCCAACCGACCAGUCCAAGGUGGAUUGUUGGCUGUUCUUGUAGCUAACAUGGGAAUUACUGUCUAG